AUGAAGGUGGUGCGAUCUUAUUAGACGAACAAGCAUUAAGAAUUUUGAAAAAAAUUGAAGAACCUAUUGCCGUUAUAACAGUUGGUGUAGUUGUUAUUGAUUGUGAGGGUAUUGAUGAUCCUAACCAGGAAGCUCCAUGGGCAAAUAAACUUAUUAUUUUAUGUUUGGCCAUCUCUUCAACACUUAUAUAUAAUAUUAAUGGAAUUAUCGGAAGAGAUGAUAUUGAAAAGUUAUUCCUAAUGACUAAAAUCGUAUCUCUUAUACAACCUCCAAAUGAUUACCAAUAUUUGCCGAACUUAGUCGUUCUUCUUCGAGAUGGCCAAUUAGAUAGCCCACAUGACUUUGUAGAGUAUUUUCUUGACAGAUUAUCAAAGGUUGAUUAUGAUGAUCCUAUUUUUGUUGAAAAAAUUGAAGAAGCAGUAACAAAUAUUUUUGAAGAUUUGCCUCCAAAAUACCUUAAUGCUUCAACAAUGUCAGGAAUAACUUUUGCUGAGUUUCUUGAAAGAUGUGUCGUACAAAUAAAUGACCCAUCAAAUACAAUGUUGUCGAUUCCAAGUGCAUAUGAAGCUACCAUUAAUUAUGCUGCUCAAAAAGCAUAUGAAACCUGUAUUGAACUUUAUAAUGGAAUGAUGAAUGAAAUGAGUAUUAAAGGAUUUCCUAUUUCUUGGGAUGAGUUUGAAGAGAUUCAUAAUAUCGCAUUUGAAUCUGCGCUUAAAAAUUUCAUUAAACAAAUCGUUGGGAGCGCUGAUCAAAUUCAAUCAUUUCAAAAAACAUUUCAUGAUAAAAUUACCGCCUCAAAAAAUCAAUUUUACAUGAAAAACUCUACUGCCAUGAGCAAAUAUCAUGAAGAAUGGGCACAUAAACUCUGGAAAAAGAAUGUCGCGCCUGGAUUGGAGAUUGAAAAUCUUUUUGUAAUUAACAAUUUCUUUUAUGUUACUUAUUUAAAAAUUGAUACGGACAAAUUUGAAGAAGCAAUUAAAUUAUUUGAACAAUCUUAUGAAUCUAUAGUAAUGCCAGGACAGGAAGCUAUACAAGUGCUAACCGAAUUUAAAUCCAACCAAUAUGAAGAUGCCAUUAAACUCUUGAAUAUUUAUGGCAUCUUGCGUGAAGAACGUGCAAAUGAAAUGUUGGCACUGAAGAGCAUGGAAGAAUGUCUUCGCAAUCAGAAACAACAGAGUCAACAAGCAAUCGAUCAUAUGAAAAUCGAGAAUGAACGAAUGCUUAAAGAACAGAAUCAGCAGAAUCAACAAGCAAUCAGACAACUAUUAGAAGAUAAUGAGAGAAAGACUAGGGAACAGAAAAAGGAGAAUCAACGAUUAAUAGAUCAGCAAAAGGCUGGUUAUGAGCGAAUGCUAAAGGAAGUCAGAGCAGAACACCAGUCGACAGUAAAUAGUUUGCAAAGUCAACUCAAUAAAAAUGUCCAAAAGAAAUCUAGUUUUUUAGAUGGAGUGAAAGAAGUUGCUGCUACUAUAGAGGCCCAACGGUGCAUACCCAAAGGCACUACCGGUCUGCUUAUAGCUAAGCAACCAGGACAAAUUUAUUACCUGCCCAGAAUUUUGG
Racocetra fulgida is the source of this 1560-nucleotide messenger RNA. Lineage: Eukaryota; Fungi; Glomeromycota; Glomeromycetes; Diversisporales; Gigasporaceae. The record is from the annotation of a GenBank genome assembly.